Sinocyclocheilus rhinocerous is the source of this 1020-nucleotide messenger RNA. Its product is annotated as CMP-N-acetylneuraminate-beta-galactosamide-alpha-2,3-sialyltransferase 1-like. Bases 36 to 1007 code for a protein of 323 amino acids. Gene Ontology annotation, biological process: sialylation. Gene Ontology annotation, cellular component: membrane. NCBI's taxonomy places the organism in Eukaryota, Metazoa, Chordata, Actinopteri, Cypriniformes, Cyprinidae. Gene Ontology annotation, molecular function: beta-galactoside (CMP) alpha-2,3-sialyltransferase activity. The transcript is spliced from 6 exons. The record is from RefSeq and is a predicted model, not a curated record.
UUCUGUUUGAAGUGUUUGACAUCACUGAUGUAAAGAUGAUGGUUUUACUGAAACAUCGGCGCUACAUGACCGCACUCCUGAGCUCCACUACCAUCUUGUUACUUCUGUACUUUCAAAACUAUCUGUUGGUUUUGACCUACGGUUCUUCCGGUUUCAUCUCCAAGAAAGUGCUGUGUGCAUGCAGUAUCUGUGUGACAGACCGAGAAAAUAGUAUCUGGUUCAGUGAGCGAUACGAUCCCAACAUUCCACUUCUGCUCAACAGCACCAACAGUGUAUUACGUGCAAACGUCUCCAGGUGGUGGAAGGAACUACAAUCAAAUGCCGGCAGCUACACGAAGGUGGUGGAUCAGUUGUUUCCUCUCUUCCCUGAUAAAGAGCACUACUCAGACGCCGGUCCAGAUCGCUGCAGAGCCUGUGCUGUGGUGGGAAACUCUGGGAACCUGCUGGGAUCCAAUUAUGGUCCUCUCAUAGAUUUCCAUGACUUUGUCAUGAGGAUAAAUAAAGGUCAGACAGAGGGUUAUGAGAAGGAUGUAGGGUCAAAGACGACUCACCGGAUUGUGUAUCCUGAGAGCGCUGUGGACUUGGACAACUCCACCCAUCUGGUGCUUUUUCCCUUUAAGAUUCUGGACAUUCAGUGGCUCAUCAGUGCCUUCACCACUAGACACAUCACACGAACAUACACAAUAGUGCCAUCUACAAUCAAAGCAAAUAAGGACAAGGUGGUGAUCCUCCACCCAGAAUUCAUAAGAUACGUCUAUUAUAACUGGGCAGAAAGGCAUGGCAGAUAUCCAUCCACUGGUUUCUUAUCACUGAUAUUUGCUCUUCACAUCUGUGAUGAGGUGAAUGUGUUUGGGUUUGGAGCUACGAGUGAUGGAAUCUGGCAUCAUUAUUUUGAUAAAACAUUGACUUCAUAUGAGAUCAGCGUUCAUGCUGGAAGAUUUGAAAAUGAAACAAUCAAUCGGCUCCAACAGGAAAACAAGAUUCUGAUGCACAAAGGUUGGACAUGAAGCAGAAACACAC